UGCCAGUCCUCCUCACCCUUCUUCAUCCAAUCCACGGUCACAGGAGCGCGGCUCUGUCACUUCCCUUCCCCGCUCCUCCAAGUACUGGGCGAUGCUGAGCUGAGCAGGUGUGAAGGAUACACGGACCGUGCGGAAGGAAUUCCUGACCGUCCCGCUAAUGUACCCUCAUCUGAGCUUCUAGCUUUAACCCCACCAGGUGGUUCUCACUUCAGCACCAUGCUGCACCUCACCCUGCUCCUCCAUCUCCUCCUCCUUUCACACUCCUCUGCAGAUGCAUUAUUUAAUGGGGAGGUGCCUGACUUUUAUAGAGAUGAAGCCGCGGGUUUCGGGCCAGUGUUUGAGGAGCAGCCGAUGGACACCAUCUACCCCGAGGAGUCGCCCGAGGCCAAAAUCACCCUAAACUGCCGCGCGCGAGCCAAUCCACCUGCCACAUACAAAUGGAGGCUGGACAACAUGCAAAUUGAUCUGGAUGAAGAAGGCAACCACUAUAGCUUAGUGGGAGGCAACUUGGUCAUCAGCAACCCCAUCAAAACCACACAUGAAGGAAAUUACUCCUGCGUGGCUUCCAACAUGUUCGGCGCCGUCGUCAGCCAGAAGGGCUCGGUCCAGUUUGGAUAUCUCGAUCUCUUCUCAUCCGAGGAGCGGGAGACAGUUAAAAUCAAAGAGGGACAGGGGGCGGUGUUGCUCUGUGCUCCCCCACCACAUUAUCCAGCUGAGCUGUCAUUCCGAUGGAUCCUCAAUGAAUUCCCAACCUUCAUCCCGCUGGACAAGAGGCGCUUUGUCUCCCAGACAAACGGUAACCUCUAUAUCUCCAAGGUGGACUCCUCAGACACUGGCAACUACUCCUGCAUUGCGUCCAGUCCGUCCAUUUCCAAGAGCGUCUUCUCCAACUACAUCCCCCUUAUGCCUCUGGCUGAACGUCCGAUAAGGAAAUACCCCGCUGACCUCAUCGUCAAGUUCUCAGAUAGUGUUGCUCUGGUGGGGCAGAAUAUCACCUUGGAGUGCUUCGCUUUGGGGAAUCCAGUACCUGAGAUCAACUGGAAGAAAUUAGAUGGGCCGAUGCCACCCAAUCACGAGGUGCGAAUGGAAGGGGCUCAUCUGCACCUGUACAAUGUGCAGUUUGAAGAUGGCGGCACAUAUCGGUGUGAGGCAUCCAACUCGAGAGGGAAGGACUACCACACUGCACGUGUUUCUGUAGAAGCUUUUCCUGAGUGGGUGGAACACAUCAGCAGCAUGGAGAAAGACAUCAGUAGCGAGUACACUAUGUCCUGCAAAGCCAGCGGCAAACCCAAACCGCGCAUACACUGGCUGAAAAAUGGAGAACGGCUUGAUGGGAAAGAGCUUAGAUUCAGCAGCUUGACAUUUGAUGAUUCAGGGAUGUAUCAAUGCAUAGCAGAGAACCACCACGGAGUCAUCCAUGCCAAUGCAGAGCUGCGUGUUUUUGCCUGUGCGCCAACAUUUGAACACAACCCAGUGAAGACAGUCCUGGCAGCAAGAAACGGCCGAGUGGUGAUCGAAUGUCGACCCAAAGCCGCGCCAAAACCCGACUUCUCCUGGAGCAAAGACACAGAGCUGCUCUCCAACUCUACCAGGAUGUUCGUCUUGGAGGAUGGAAGCCUGGAGAUCCUUAACGUGACCCGAGCAGAUGAUGGCAGGUACACGUGCUUUGCAGAGAAUGACAGAGGCAAAGCGAACAGCACAGGCUCACUGUUGGUAACAGAGGCCACAAAGAUCACCUUGGCACCCUCCAAUGCAGAUAUUAACGUGGGUGAGAAUGCCUGGAUGCAGUGUGCCGCGUCACAUGACCCCUCUUUGGACAUCACGUUCAUCUGGUCCCUGGAUGGCCAGGUCAUUGACCUGCACAAGGGUCGCCAGCAUUACGAACGCACACCAAAUGGGAGCUCAAAUGGUGAGCUGCUGAUUAAAAAGGCCCAGCUGAGGCACGCUGGACGCUACACCUGCACUGCACAGACCCCUGUUGACAACAUUACCGCCUCUGCCCAUCUGGUUGUUAGGGGUCCACCGGGUGCCCCAGGUGGGUUGCGAGUGAUAAACAAAACUGACGUUAACGUAACAUUGCAGUGGAGCCGUGGAGCAGACAAUCACAGCCCCAUCUCCAAAUACAGCAUCCAGUACAGGGAUUCCUUCACAAAGGAUGUGUGGAAGAACGCCACGACAUCUCCUGCAGAUGUUGAGGGAAAUACAGAGACCUCUACGGUGGUGGAUCUGUUCCCCUGGACUGAAUAUGAGUUCAGAGUGAUUGCCAGCAACACUCUGGGGACCGGAGAGCCAAGCAACCCAUCACCUAAAGUCAAAACCCUGGAAGCAACUCCUGUGGUGGCUCCCUCGGACAUCAGCGGGGGCGGAGGGACGAGCAGAGAACUGACCAUCACGUGGACGCCUGUACAGCCACAGUACUACUAUGGUCCAAAGUUUGGCUACAUCGUUGCCUUCAAACCUCAAGAAGAUUACGAGUGGAGGAAGGUGAUCGUGGCUGACCCACAGGCCAGCCACUACGUCCACAAAGAGUCCUCCAUGCCACCCAUGACGGAGUUCCAAGUCAAAGUCAAAGCAUUCAAUAGUAAAGGAGAGGGACCCUACAGCCUGACGGCAGUCGUUUAUUCUGCACAGGACGUUCCAUCUGACACUCCUGUAAGUGUUGAGGCCAGAGCUCUCUCUGCCACAGAGGCCAUUGUUUCGUGGCUGCCCCUCCUGCAGAACAACAUCGAUGGAUACCAGGUGAAGUACUGGAGGAGUCAGGAAGAUGGUGAGGGUGGGGCUCAUAAGGUGGUGGUGUCUGGCAAAGAGAACCACACCAGGCUGGAGGGCUUGAAUCCUGACUCCAUUUACCUUAUUGAGGUUAGGGGCUACAAUUCUGCAGGAUUCGGGCCGCCCAGUGGACACCUGCAGAUCCACACCAAGAAACGCCCUCCAACUCGGCCGCCAAAAAUACUAGGUAAGAAAUUAAAGGGUCAGUCCGUAAAUAUUGCCUGGGAAGAUGUUGAAUGGUUGGAUAACGAGGCACCAGUCGAUGGCUACAAAGUGCUGUACAGGCAGCAGGGUCACUCCUCAGGCAUACUGUACACAACAAGUAAGCGGAACAUAGAUCUUCCCCUGCAUGCAGAUGGAGACUAUAUUGUGGAGGUGCGGGCACACACAGAAGGAGGAGACGGGGCUGUGGCACGAAUCCACAUCACAGGUGGAGCUGUGAUGACGGCCCAGUCUCUCAACAUACUCGUCCUCCUCAUGGUGGCUCUUCUCUGCCUCAACCUCUGAAUGUAGCGCCAUCUUUGUCUUCACUUCUCGUGAAAAAAGAGACUCUGUGGUUGACGCCUGUAAAGACUUUGGGACUUUCCACAAUCUGGUUCCACGCUAUAACCCGGGACGUCAUAUUCCAACUCUUCCCCUCUAGAAUGUGUUUGUGGGAAAAGAGAACUGGACUGGAGAAAAAAAAAUUGGAACUGGACAAAGACAUCCCUUAUUUAUCCACGAAAAAAGCCUCUCUGGAGCUGUGUCAAAGGAGUUUUGUCAACUUUUUAAAUAUGCCUUAUAUAAACAAUUGCACUUAUCUUUCAAAGUAACUUGUUUGAUAAUGGAUUGUGACUGAAAGUGUGACAUUACACUGUGUGUACAGGUCGGCGGUUUAACAUGUUUAAAAUGUCGGCUGAAACAUCAACAGUGCAUUCCAUAGCUUAAGGUAAACAAGUGGCCGUGACUGAUAAGUGUAUGUGUUUAUAAAAAUGUCUUUGUCUUUUAUUUACUUGCAAUUCAGUGGUUUUUUCUUUUUUUUUUUGUUAUUUUCUAAAUGAAGCACAAACUCGGAGAUAGCUACAGAGAUACAGUCAAAGCAAAUCUCAGCCUUUCACGUACUUGAUUUUAUAACAAGCAUCAUCGAGCAAUUAGCUAUUUAUGUCAUGCUGAAAAUAAUGUAUUCAACAAUUGAUAUUGUUUCGCUAUCUAAUAUGCUAUGGAUGUUAUGAAGAAUAAUAGAUUGGUUUGUUCCGCAAUCUGUGCUUAUUUCAGAAUCAUGACAUUAAUCGAGCUAUUAAUAGGCUACCACUUUAAAAUUGUGUGCAUGUUGACUUUGUUACAUACGUAAGUUUGAAACGUGUUGGGACGUUUUAAUGGAUCCAUAUUUACAAAACUGAAUGUAAAGCAAACCGCAGGAACGGGUGAACAUAUCAAACUCACUAUUUCCAAUACAGAACAGCAACAAACAAAGUGUAACAGUCGUCAGCCUGGUUGUAUUUGUACAUCUGUGUGGUGAUCAAGGCCAAAACAUCUGGGUCAAUGUAGUAACUGAUAAUAUAAGCUGCUCCAUGUCAGUGACCUAACAUUAAAAGUGCUUUUGUUUUGACUGUAUCACGAGGACCUCAGUGGUACCAGCUGGUGCUUUGUAAAGAAUGUUAUUUCCUGUGAACAUUUUCAUUUCAACUCUCUGGGUUUGAGAGUCACUAUUAACACGAACAGUGAAUAAUAGCGACUUUCAUGCCCUCUAAUAAUUGUGUAAUGUCUGAUUCAUCUGUGGCUAUUUUAUACUUUCUAAUAAGACAACUUGUCUAGCUCCAACAACAGUAAUCUAGUAAAUUUCCUCUUUGUUUUUUUUUUGUUUUUUUAAUUAUCUUAGUAUUAACCGGAGAUAAGCAAAGGCAUCCAUGUUGACAGUGAGAGCCCAUCCAAAGGUCAUGGGGAUGUUUCCACGCCAUUAUUUCUGGCAUUUUAUUAACACAGUAUCUUAACUUUAUUACAUUUGAUUUGAUUUUUCAUUUAUCAUUAAUAUAUUUGUAUUAUCUUUACCCAACUCUGGUUGCACCAUUUCAAAUUUUCAUUUCCCUCAACAACAAAUGCUGCGUAUUGAAUUCCUGUGAUUCACUUCUUGAUGCUGACCGAGCAUCUUCUACAUUCUGACAUCAACCACAAAGUGCUUUUGCCAGUUUUCCUUCAUGCAACAAAUCAUCAGAACAGUUGCCAAAUGCAUGGAAGCCUUGAGCUUUGACAUUUGAGUCAAAGCAGUGGCUCUGCAUUAAAAACCUGCAUGACUUUGGAGACAGAGUUUACAUCGCUUUUGCAACAAAUCACAUCAUAGCAACUUCUCGACCUCUGGCUUCAUAUGAAAUACAUUCCAUUUCUGAGGGACGUCUAUACAAGAGACAAGUCUAAUGUGUGCACAAGUGGCUUAGCAUCAUGUUUUGCUUCAUAUGAAGUCUUGGGGAGAGUUUUUUUUGACGGAAAAAUCCUAUCUCUGACUCGGAGGAAUCUCACUCAUUAAAGUUCAGAAGUGGUCCUGCAGUCUCCUGCAAACAAUGGUUGUGAUUUGAUAGCAUCACUGGCAGCAUGUUUGGCUGAUUGCUGAAGUUCAGUGCUGUGCUGGACGUGAAUGGUACAUGUGAGGGCUGGAAGUGGAACCUCUCGUUGGCUGGAUAAGGAACAAUAAAGGUGUAGUCAACUAUAA
Molecule: messenger RNA, 5452 nt
Organism: Solea solea (common sole)
Lineage: Eukaryota; Metazoa; Chordata; Actinopteri; Pleuronectiformes; Soleidae
Product: contactin-1a-like
Exons: 24
Coding region: 217-3276 (1019 amino acids)
Biological process (GO): cell-cell adhesion
Molecular function (GO): protein binding
Source: RefSeq, a predicted model, not a curated record